UGAGCUUCUCGAGCUGAUUGCAAGACACAAACUGACCUGGAACUUCCACGUUCGACCUCGCAGAACGCAUCCAAUACGCUGUGUAACUAGUUGCAGAGAAAGGCUGCAAUUACCGCCAUGUCGGCAUGCCAGGCUUGUCAUUUCCGGCUCGAGAUCGCCACUGUCGUCUUUCCGCCUCCUUGGCCAUGAACAACUCCACCAUGGCCGCUCUCGGGCGCAGCUGUCUCUACCUUAGAAGACGAGGAGUAGCUGGAGGUUUCCGCUUCCUUUCUGUAUCAGCCGUCCAUAGGAAGAUUCUCGAUGCUGCGACCCUCCCCGACCGGACCGUGCCUCAUUACCAGCAGACAAAAACAUCGUCGCUGCUCUCGCUACAGUGGCCGCAGCCGCCGCGGAACAUCCUGCUUAUGCCCAAGCUGAGCGCGCCUCGAGUCACCAUCAAAGCGAUUGAGUUUGCAAAACAUAUUUACAACAACUAUCCGGGACUCAACCUUGUCUUCGAGAGCCAUAUCGCCAAUGACAUUCACGAAACGCUGACCUUUCCGGUCUACACGACCGACCCGAUCCAGGCGCCGACGCUCUUCGCCAAAAAGAUCGACCUAGUCACCACCAUGGGCGGGGACGGCACCAUCCUCCGGGCAGCGAGUCUGUUCUCGAUGCACAACAGCGUACCCCCGAUCCUGUCCUUCAGCAUGGGGACCCUCGGCUUUCUGGGGGAGUGGAAGUUUGGCGAGUACAAGCGGGCCUGGAGGGAAUGCUACAUGAGCGGCUGCUCCGUGACCGUCGAAGACCUCGUCGACCCGCACACUCGCGCGGCCGUAGCAGGUGCGCAGCUGUCGGGCGAUAACAACGACUUCCUCCCGCUCUCGGCCUGGGACAGCGUCCGCGGCAACGGGCAAUGCAUGGGUCUCAGCCGGACCUCCAAGAUCCUGCUCCGGAACCGGCUCCGGGUAGGCAUCUACGACAGCCAGGGCCGGAACAUCAACGAGCAACUCCUCCCCACCUCGACUGCGGAGCCCGACCUCGGCCCGCCCGUCUCCAACCUUAUGAAACCCCCCUACCUGCACGCCAUCAACGAGGUCUCGAUCGACCGCGGCUCCCACCCGCACCUGGCCAUCAUCGACAUCUACGUCAACGGCCACUUCCUGACCGAGGCGGUCGCCGAUGGCAUCCUCAUCAGCACGCCCACGGGCUCGACCGCUUACUCGCUCAGCGCGGGCGGCUCCAUCGUCCACCCGCUCGUCAAGUCCCUCCUCAUCACGCCCAUCAGUCCGCGUAGCCUCAGCUUCCGCCCGCUCGUCCUGCCGCUGCACACCAAGGUCGUGCUCAAGCUGAGCAAGCGCAACAGGGGGCGGGAGCUGCCCGUCAGCAUCGACGGUAAGAGGCGGGUCGGGGUGACCAUUGGCAUGGAGGUGAGGGUCGAGGGGGAGCGAUUAGAGAAGGGAGUUGACGGAUGGCGUGGCGGCGUGCCGUGCGUGAUCCGCGCUUCGUCGACAAAGGGCGGGGAUCCGGGGGGUAUUGCUGAGGACGACGAUUCGUGGGUGGGUGGGCUGAACGGGUUGCUGAAGUUUAACUAUCCCUUUGGGGAGCCCGUGGAGGAGCUGUAGGGCAGCUCCAUUUACGAGUCGGCACAUGCAUGGGGACGGCUUGGAUGUUUUGGAAUAGUGCUGGAUCGAAGACAUGGAAGAGUUUGAUACCCUGCAAUAAAACUGCUAAUGAUGAGGCUGCUGGACGGUCUGCUGGUCUGACCAGCGGCAGUGAGUGCCGUUUCCGUGCCCCCUCGGAGAAUGACCUGCUGCUGAAGGAUGCAGCGACGACAACAUGACAUGGCAGUUGAGAAUUGGCGCAGAGAUACAAGUGAAUCUUCGCUCAGUUCCUGUUUUCUUUCUCGAACCGGGGUGACUGACCUGACCGUUUGGAUCACUGGUACUCCAGUCCUUGAAAAUCUUUAGGUUGGCCCAUGGUAACGUCAGCUGCUCUCAGUGGCUUUCGAGAUGAGUGGUGAGCGCAGAUGCCGCAAUAACGGAA
This is a messenger RNA of Parathielavia appendiculata, 2025 nucleotides long. Its product is annotated as ATP-NAD kinase. Lineage: Eukaryota; Fungi; Ascomycota; Sordariomycetes; Sordariales; Chaetomiaceae. Gene Ontology annotation, molecular function: NAD+ kinase activity. The record is from RefSeq and is a predicted model, not a curated record. Gene Ontology annotation, biological process: NADP+ biosynthetic process; NAD+ metabolic process. The transcript has a single exon. The coding region runs from base 126 to 1604 and encodes 492 amino acids.